This is a messenger RNA of Aspergillus mulundensis, 3639 nucleotides long. RefSeq names its product coatomer subunit alpha. Gene Ontology annotation, cellular component: COPI vesicle coat. Gene Ontology annotation, biological process: intra-Golgi vesicle-mediated transport; retrograde vesicle-mediated transport, Golgi to endoplasmic reticulum; endoplasmic reticulum to Golgi vesicle-mediated transport. The record is from RefSeq and is a predicted model, not a curated record. Bases 1 to 3639 code for a protein of 1212 amino acids. Gene Ontology annotation, molecular function: structural molecule activity; protein binding. NCBI's taxonomy places the organism in Eukaryota, Fungi, Ascomycota, Eurotiomycetes, Eurotiales, Aspergillaceae. The transcript is spliced from 8 exons.
AUGCAAUCCUCCCCAAACAUGCUCACCAAGUUUGAGUCAAAAUCCUCCCGCGCAAAGGGCAUUGCCUUCCAUCCCAAACGGCCAUGGAUUCUGGUGUCUUUACAUUCAUCAACCAUCCAGCUAUGGGAUUAUCGUAUGGGAACACUCAUUGAUCGAUUCGAAGAGCAUGAUGGCCCUGUCCGGGGCAUUGACUUCCACCCGACGCAGCCCCUCUUCGUCUCCGGAGGUGACGACUACAAGAUCAAAGUCUGGAACUAUCAGACUCGGAGAUGUCUUUUCACAUUGAACGGCCAUUUGGAUUAUGUGCGAACAGUGUUCUUCCACCCCGAACUGCCAUGGAUCCUGUCCGCGUCGGACGACCAAACGAUCAGGAUCUGGAACUGGCAGAACCGAUCAUUGAUUUGUACCAUGACCGGUCACAACCACUACGUGAUGUGCGCGCAAUUCCACCCGACCGAAGACCUCAUCGCCUCCGCUUCGCUAGAUCAGUCUGUCCGUAUCUGGGAUAUCUCUGGACUGCGGAAGAAACACUCGGCGCCGACCACCAUGUCAUUCGAAGAUCAGAUGGCCCGGGCCAACAAUGCACAAGCAGACAUGUUCGGAAACACUGACGCAGUCGUGAAGUUCGUGUUGGAGGGUCAUGAUCGAGGCGUGAACUGGGUUGCCUUCCACCCGUCACUUCCCCUGAUCGUGUCGGCGGGAGAUGACCGUCUCAUCAAGCUUUGGAGAAUGAGCGAUACGAAAGCAUGGGAAGUCGACACCUGCCGAGGUCACUUCCAGAAUGCAUCCGCCUGUCUUUUCCACCCUCACCAAGACCUUAUCCUCUCCGUAGGUGAGGACAAGACAAUCCGUGCUUGGGACCUCAACAAGAGAACAUCCGUCCAGUCCUUCAAGCGGGAUGUGGAUCGAUUUUGGGUCAUUGCUGCCCAUCCGGAAAUCAACCUAUUCGCCGCCGGUCACGACACCGGAGUGAUGGUCUUCAAGCUGGAGAGGGAGCGGCCCGCAUCCGCCGUGUACCAAAACCAAUUGUUCUAUAUCACCAAAGAGAAGCAUGUUAAGUCAUUUGACUUUGCGAAGAACGUUGAAUCUCCGUCUAUGCUAUCACUGCGCAAACUGGGAUCCCCAUGGGUGCCUCCCCGCACACUUUCAUACAACCCCGCCGAGCGUGCCGUGCUCGUAACAUCCCCCGCGGAUGGAGGUGUUUACGAACUGAUCAACCUUCCCCGAGAUGCCACUGGCGCAAUUGAGCCCACGGACGUCAAGCGCGGCCAGGCUUCCUCGGCUGUCUUUGUCGCGCGCAACAGAUUCGCUGUCUUCAGCCAGGCCAAUCAGCAGGUGGAUAUCAAAGACUUGAGCAACUCGACAACAAAGUCCAUCAAGCCUCCGGCUGGAACGACCGACAUCUAUUUCGGCGGUACUGGCAGCCUUCUCUUUAUCACACCCACCUCCGUCGUUCUAUUCGAUAUCCAGCAGAAGAAGCAAUUGGCGGAGUUGGCCGUUAGCGGUGUUAAGUACGUUGUGUGGUCUAACGAUGGGCUCUAUGCGGCCUUGCUCAGCAAGCACAACGUCACCAUUGUCACGAAGGGCUUGGAGCAAGUGAGCAGCUUACACGAGACUAUUCGUAUCAAGAGCGCAGCUUGGGAUGACGCUGGCGUCCUUCUCUACUCUACCUUGAACCACGUAAAAUACUCCCUGUUGAACGGUGAUAGUGGUAUCAUUCGGACUUUGGACCAGACGGUCUAUCUGGUCAAGGUCAAAGGCCGAAGCGUCUACUGCCUGGAUCGUGCCGCCAAACCAAGAACCCUGGAGAUUGAUCCCACCGAGUACCGCUUCAAGCUCGCACUUGUCAAGAGGAACUACGAUGAGAUGCUGCAGAUCAUCAAAACAUCCAGCUUGGUCGGCCAAAGUAUCAUCUCCUACUUGCAAAAGAAGGGCUACCCAGAAAUCGCGCUCCAGUUCGUCCAGGAUCCUCAGACUCGCUUCGAGCUUGCAUUGGAGUGUGGCAACCUCGAAGUUGCCAUUGAAAUGGCUAGAGAACUAGACCGUCCUAACCUGUGGACCCGACUUGGUACUGAGGCUUUGGCUCACGGAAACCAUCAGAUCGUAGAGAUGGCUUACCAGAAGCAACGGAAUUUCGAUAAGCUGUCGUUCCUGUACCUGUCUACAGGCGAUCAAGAAAAGCUUUCAAGGAUGGCGAAGAUUGCGGAGCACCGUGGAGACUUUACCUCCCGCUUCCAGAACGCUAUUUACCGAGGCGAUGUUGAGGAUAGGAUUCAGAUGUUCAAGGAGGUGGAUCUCUAUCCCCUUGCAUACCUCACUGCCAAGGCACACGGCUUGACUGAGGAAGCGGAGUCCAUCCUUGAGGCGGUUGGGUUAACGGCAGACCAGAUAUCCCUCCCCACAAUUGAAGCCCCUCCCCAGGUACCCCAACCUAUUGUCCCUACUUACAAGGCAAGCUGGCCCGUCAAGGCUGCUGCACACUCUUCGUUUGAGAAGGCCUUGCUGGGUGAAGUUGGCGCAGGCGAUGAAGAAGCUGCGGAGCUAGGCUUUGAGCCCGAAGAAGAGGAGGGUGCUGUUACUGCAGGUGAGAUACUGGAAGAUGAGGAUGAAGAUGGUGCGGGUUGGGAUAUGGGCGAUGAGAUAAACGUUGAGGAAGAUGUCGACUUUGUCAACGUUGACAGCGCCGAAGCCGGCGCUGGCAGCACUGAAGCCGACCUCUGGGCCCGCAACUCUCCCCUGGCGGCGGACCAUGUUGCUGCUGGAUCUUUCGACACUGCAAUGCAACUCCUCAACCGUCAAGUCGGAGCUGUUCACUUCGCUCCUCUCAAGCCUAGGUUCCUUGAAAUUUUCAAGGCAUCCAAGACCUACCUCUCUGCAACUCCCGGCCUUCCUCCGCUUGUCAAUUACGUCCGACGAACUGUUGACGAGACGGAUAGCCGUAAAGUGCUGCCAGCUAUCCCCAAGGAUCUCGAGACCAUUGCUAGCGUCGACCUGCAAGAAGGCUACGCAGCGAUGAGGGCUAACAAGCUGGAGGAGGGCGUACAGAUUUUCAAGAGCAUCUUGCACUCUGUUCUUGUAAAUGUCGUUUCGUCCGAGGCGGAAGUUGAGCAAGCGAAGAAGGUUAUCGCAACUGCCCGAGAGUAUAUUCUUGCCAUGACUAUCGAGCUGGAACGCCGCGCUCUUUCGACAGAAACGCCUGAGGGUCUCAAGCGAAGCCUCGAGCUUUCUGCCUACUUCACCAUCCCUAAGCUGGAAGUCGCCCACAGGCAACUGGCCCUCAUGGCAGCCAUGAAGCUUGCGUUCUCUAACAAGAACUACUCCUCCGCCCUCAGCUUUGCUAACCGCAUGCUGGCCAACGGUGGAUCCGCUAAACUCUUGGAUCAGGCCAAGAAGGUCAAGGCUCAAUGCGAGCGUAACCCCCAGGAUAGUAUCGAGAUAGAAUUCGACCAAUUUGCCGAGUUCGACAUCUGCGCGGCUUCCCACACGCCGAUCUACAGCGGGUCUCCCAGCGUCUCAGAUCCGUUCACCGGUGCCAAGUACCACGAACAAUACAAGGGUACCGUCGACCGGAUAUCCGAAGUGACUGAGAUCGGCGCGCCGGCCAGUGGACUGCGAUUGUUUGUCCCUAGCCAACUCUAA